AUUACUUUAUUACAUUGCUUAACAUUUUCUUAACAUUUGUCCUAAUUAGUUAAAGCAAUGAUUUUGUAACCGCUUUCAUUGUACUUUGGCUGCAUAUUUUCCAGUCAUUCUCUUCAAAUCUGAAAAUGAUGUGAAGCCACGCCCAUUUGCUGAAGAAUUUCAUUAUGGGCCAUAAAAUAGUGUCCUCUGCGUGUAUACUUCAUAUUUUGACAAAUUUAGUACGACAUCCGGGAACUUUUGUCAUACUAUGUCCAUAUUAUGACCAAUAAGCAUACUAUAUACUCAAAUUAAUGUCACAAAUAGUAUGAUUAGUACGGUUAGUAUGAGUAUUCGAACACCUCUUACAUCUCCUCAUGAUAAUACUGCACUUCUCCUGACAUACAUCUUGUUCUUGCCUUCUCAAGGGACGCCAUUUAAAUCGGCUGUCACAAUCUUUGUACAAUCAGCACAAACCUCCUGGAGCAGUCUGUACCUCUUCAAAUCCCUUAAAGAUUUUGUCAUGAGUUGCUGACCUUUAGUCAAGCUGGCACCUCUAUGGGGUAAUGCUUUGUGUUAAUUAUUUGCAUGUGGAAAGCAAUGCUGAGACAAAUGGAGGAGGAAUGGACGGGAAAAAUAGGGAGAAGAGGUCUAAGAGAGUGAGGGAAGAAGAGGGUGCGCUUGAGUCAGAUAAAAUUGUGGGGAAAAAGGGAGAUGGUUUGUCAAAGAAGAAUGGUAGAAAGUAAGCAGAGGGAGCUGAAGACAGGAGGAGAAAUGAAAGUGAAUGAGGGUGAAGUGUCAGAGGUGGUAAGUGUGGUAAAGUCAUCGAAGACUGAUGUAUGCACCGAGGAUCAGGAUGAAAAGGAGUCUGUGACAGUAGGAGUGAAGUUUAUGUAAAAAGUGGACCCUUGCCUCUUGGCUGAUCCAUUUGUGGUUUGAUGGUGGGUGAAAAAAUAGUUGGGUCAUGUGGAUUCGGUGAGGGUAAGUAGAAGUGAUACUUGUUUGUGUUUCUGUUGUGCAGAGGAAGAAUGUACUCAAAGUAAAACGAAUGGGGGUAAGUAAAGUGAAGUGUUCUCAAGAAAAAGGAACCAAUGAAAGGAGUGAUAGAAACGUUGACCAGUUGAGGGCAAAGAUCCCCGUUGUAUGUGAUGCUUGUCGUUUGAUGCGACGCAGACAGGGGACAGAAGUCAUUAUCUGUUCUUUUGAGUUCUGAAGUUGAGUCAUAAGCCUGACAAAGUGAAGUUAGGAUAUAUAAGUUAUCCUGUACAAGUGUAUGUGUCAAAUACUUUAAGAUGUUACAGGUGUCAAGCUUAUGGGCAUGUGGCAGCAAUGUAUGAGACAAGGGAAUGUGUAGUAUUGGGGAAAAUAGUGGAAUGUUUUAAUUGUUGACAUUUCCAGGGGGGGAUUUGUACCUUGUCAGCUCAGGGGUUUGAACUUGCAACCUUCCGGUUACUAGUCCAACGCUCUAACCACUAGGCUACCCUGCCACCCCAUGGAUGGAACAUUUAAUCAGUGGAGUAGGGUGGUGUUUAUUUUAUUUUAAUAAUUUUGAAAUGUGUGAGUAUAGUGUUAGAUAGUAGGGUAUUUAUUUAGUACAUUUUAUUUUUCAGUUAAAGUUUAAGGGAGUUGUACUCCAGUCUAGUAGGUGGCAGUAAUACAACAAAUUGGAUGCCAACCGCCGUUAAACAUCAUAGAAGAAGAAAGUUGUUGACACCCUCGUGACCACUGUCUGUAAGUACACGUUGGAACUCGACCCGGAAGCAGCGUGUACACUGCUGAAACCAAGGAGACAGCAUGGCGGAAUACACAGGUACACAUCACGACGGUGGGGCAGGGGACGAUGUGCCCGAUCUCUCAGACAGUGAUAAUGAGGAACAGUGGCAGUGGAUGGAGGCCAAUGACAACAACGUUCAAGUUACUUGCUUAUUCUGUGACAAGAUGUCAAAUUCUGGACCAGAAACACUACAACACUGCCUAGUUGAGCAUCAAGUCGACCUUGUAGAAGUGGUUAAGAAACACAAAUUAGAUGACUAUGGCUACAUCAAGAUGAUAAACUACAUACGAACAGAGAAGUGCAGUGGGCAGAGCUUGUCUACGCUGCCUGUGUGUUCUAUUCCCUGGGAGAGUGAUGAGUACAUGAGGCCAGCUUUACAGGAUGACCCCUUACUGCAGAUAGAUCUGGAAGAACUGUGUGAGGGGAAGGGGAUUUUGGCUGGCCCCUCUACUGGGGGCCAGUGUGAAGCCAGCUGCUCCUCUGAUGCUCUUCUGCAGAGGGCCCAGGCUGCAGAGGAGAGGGCCCAGCGCACAGAGGAGGCGCUGGCCAGAGCCAUGGACGACCUACACAAACUCAAGUUGCUGGCCCAGGGUCUAGUAUUGAAUGCGGAUGUGGGUCGGGGCACCGGGUCCUUGGGCGCCGUGGCUGAGCUCCGGGAGGACGAGGACGAGGCCUACUUCAGCUCAUAUGGCCACUACAGCAUCCAUGAGGAGAUGCUUAAGGAUAAGGUGCGCACAGAAAGCUACAGGGACUUCAUGUACCUCAACCCGGAAGUGUUCAAGGACAAGGUGGUGCUAGAUGUGGGCUGUGGGACGGGCAUCCUUUCUAUGUUCGCCGCCAGAGCGGGAGCCAAGAUGGUCAUUGGGGUGGACCAAUCAGAAAUCAUCUACCAGGCCAUGGACAUUGUCAGGUCGAACCAGCUGCAGGACAGGGUCACUCUGAUAAAGGGCAGGAUAGAGGAAGUCAAACUGCCCGUUGAGAAGGUGGACAUCAUCAUCUCAGAAUGGAUGGGUUACUUCCUGCUGUUUGAGUCAAUGCUGGAUUCGGUUCUCUAUGCCAGAGACCUCUACCUGGCCGAGGGGGGCUCAGUCUACCCUGAUCGUUGCACCAUCAGCCUGGCGGCAGUGGGCGACACGGAGAAGCACCAGGACCGCAUUGCAUUCUGGGAUGACGUAUACGGGUUCAAGAUGGCGUGCAUGAAGAGGGCCGUGGUGCCAGAGGCCGUGGUGCAGGUCCUCAAACCAGACACACUCAUCUCUAAACCUGCAGUCAUACAGGGGAUCGAUUGUAAUGCAGUGUCUCUCUCUGAGCUGGAGUUUGCAUCAGACUUCUGCCUAAAGAUAACAGACAGCACGGACUGCACGGCCAUCGUGGGCUACUUUGACAUUUUCUUCGACAGAGACUGCGGCAACAAGGUGAUGUUCUCCACGGGACCACAGGUCACCAAGACGCAUUGGAAGCAGACAGUAUUCCUGCUCGAAAAUCCCAUCCCUGUACAAGCAGGCCUUCCGCAACACUCAGUCAUCCUUGAUGUCAAGACCAGAUUCAUGGAGGGGUAUCCAGCGAUACAAGCAGCAGCCUUGGACCCAUGACUGCGAAAAGCAAUGACCAAGGACUACCUGGACCGUCUGAAGGACGAGGACUUCCAUAAGGCUGAGGAGUUUGUCCAGGUCAUGAGAAUCCUCUACACAUCCACUCUGUGUGUGUGUCAUGCGAAAAGAAUGCCACCUGUGGACAGAUCAUACCCAUCCUCCAAAAAGCACUUCACUGUGAAGCACGAAGAUACAACGUUUGUGGCAACCAUCAAAGAGAAGGUGUGGGAGAACCUCUCCGAGCGCGAUCAGGAUGAGGACAUUCAAGCCUUCCUGCAUGAGGCCACAGCAAUGGGCCUCAGAUUUAAAGGGAGGCCCGGUGAGUGACGCCACCUGGGACAGGCUGAGGAAAGCAACUGAUGAGGCCAAUGUGACUGGAGCAACACCAGGGCUGUCAGAGGAGCCGGAGAAGACACACAGAGCACCUGCAACAGGAGGAGGAUUCUGAAGGAGAGGAAAUGGAGGAGACAGUCCCCAUGGCUGAAGAUCCUGUGAUGUGGUGGUGGGAGAAGAGAGCUACUCUGUCCCUCCUCACAAACGUUGCAACAAGCUACCUCUGUGCUCAAGCCUCCUCCACCUCUAGCAAGAGGGUAUUUUAGACUGAGGGAACACAAUCAGUGAGAGAUGGCCGACUUCUGCCAACGGCAAAUAUGUUAAUCUUUCUCCAGAAGAACUGCUAAGAACUUUUGCAGCCUUACCUGCAUGCCCCACCCGUGUUGAUCUAUACCACUGUGUUUUCUUUUGCAGGAAAAUAUUGAUAAUUUAAUUUGUUUUACAUUUCCAUCAUCACAACAUUAGUCUAUAAUAGUGAUUUGUUCAAAACGUUGCUGUUUCUUUUGCUGUAAAUUAUUGUUAAUUUUAUUUAUUUUACAUUUCAGAAAAUAAAGCAAUGUUAAUUCU
This is a messenger RNA of Oncorhynchus gorbuscha (pink salmon), 4242 nucleotides long. It is a transcript of the gene prmt3, whose product is annotated as protein arginine methyltransferase 3. Bases 1771 to 3342 code for a protein of 523 amino acids. The record is from RefSeq and is a predicted model, not a curated record. NCBI's taxonomy places the organism in Eukaryota, Metazoa, Chordata, Actinopteri, Salmoniformes, Salmonidae. Gene Ontology annotation, molecular function: protein-arginine N-methyltransferase activity. Gene Ontology annotation, cellular component: nucleus. The transcript is spliced from 16 exons. Gene Ontology annotation, biological process: peptidyl-arginine methylation.